AUGGCUUCAAACAGUCUGUUCAGCAGCAGCAGCCCCAUUCUCUACUGGGAUCCUGUGGUGAAGCGUCGUCCCUCACCAUCGCCCACCAGCCUCCACCUGGACGACCAGGAGGUGCGGUCCCUCCAGCAGCUCAGCACAGCGCCCCCUAGAGGCCUGGUCCAGACUGACAGCCCUAACUUCCUCUGCAGCAGCGUGCCGCAGCACUGGAGAUGUAACAAGACUCUGCCGAGAACCUUCACUGUGGUCGCCCUGGGCAACGACGUGCCGGAUGGUGUGGUUGUCACGGUGAUGGCCGGCAACGACGACAACUGCAGCGCCGAGCUACGCAACGCCACGGCAACCAUGAAGCAAGGCUGCGCCCAGUUCAACGACCUCCGCUUCAUCGGCCGCAGUGGGAGAGGUAAGAGUUUCAACCUCACGAUCAACGUGCUGACGUGGCCUCCUCAGGUCGCCACCCUGCACAAAGCCAUCAAGGUCACCGUGGACGGGCCGCGGCUGCCGAGACGACAGAGGCAGAAGGAGGUGAGGUCCGGGGCGUUCAGGUCUUCUCACAGCAGCACAGCUCCGUCAGCUGACUGCAGAGCCUUCUCCUCCACCCUGUGGACCAAUGAGCCGUCGUUCUUGGGCCAUGUGACCUCUCUGACCUCCUCGUUCAACCCAAAUCCCAGAAUGCACCACCUCCCUGGCCUCCACUUCUCCAGCCAGCCUCCUCCAUACAGCUCCUACCUGUCCUCUCCUCCUCCUCCUCCUCCUCCUCCUCCCCCCCAGCUAAGCCACAGUGGUGCAUUCCAGCCUGGAGGUUUCUGCUACGGACCCAACCAUUCGCUGCCAAGCGCGGGGGAGGACAGGAACGUUGUCGCAGCACUGACCAAUUACAUAGAAGGGGCGUGUCUUUCAAUUAGAGGCGAUGAGCCUGUGUGGAGACCUUAUUGA
Messenger RNA from Pleuronectes platessa (European plaice), 933 nucleotides. RefSeq names its product runt-related transcription factor 3-like. The transcript has 6 exons. Gene Ontology annotation, cellular component: nucleus. NCBI's taxonomy places the organism in Eukaryota, Metazoa, Chordata, Actinopteri, Pleuronectiformes, Pleuronectidae. Gene Ontology annotation, molecular function: ATP binding; RNA polymerase II cis-regulatory region sequence-specific DNA binding; DNA-binding transcription factor activity, RNA polymerase II-specific. The coding region runs from base 1 to 933 and encodes 310 amino acids. The record is from RefSeq and is a predicted model, not a curated record. Gene Ontology annotation, biological process: regulation of cell differentiation; hemopoiesis; regulation of transcription by RNA polymerase II.